GGCCAUAUUGGAAUCCAUCAAGUCGGUUUGCACUUUGAUGGUACUGAGUGUAUGUCGUUUUGGGAGUCUCUAAAAUCGCUACCCCCAAUUUAUAUCGGAGUAUUUGUGCCAGGCAUUCCAGUUGAGACCCUGUCAAUUCUGGACGACGAGUUGUCUCCGUUCUUUUGUGGGGAAAAAUGAGUCCAACAGAUGCUAAACGAGGAGCUAAACGCAGGAAGAACAAGCGGGGCGGUGGCAGUAGCUGCAGUACUGUCUGCAACACCAGCGGUGGCAAGGCCGGGGUUGCCUCGGCCUUAGGUUCCCCGGGAACAGCAGCACCUGCAUCUGUCGUCAGCUUCUUAACACCUGGCAGCGCUGGCAGUGGGAACAUAGGGUCCAUCGCGGGUUUAAACGGAGAGGUCCCAAUGAACAAUAACGUUACACCACAAUUUUCCGAGGGGCCAGUGAAUGCUGACUUCUCUGGAGUUCUUCAGACCCCAUUCACCUUUGGCUUAAACCAGCGGGCUCCCUACACAGCUGGUGAUCGCUGCCUCUUAUGCAGAUGUGAGCGCAAAGACAGUGUCCUGCCAUCAGAGGCAGGGGUCUCAGGCCAGAAUGGUACAACACAGCCCAGCAAGACCCCCAGUGCUCUCCAGUUGCCUCUGUGGGUGUGCCCCAACUGCAGGCGCACAGUGGAGAAGGAGGACCGCCACACUGCUCUGGAGCAGUCAAUGGGGAACCAGGACUUCCUUUUGCACAUGCCCGUUGGUAAUGGAAACCUGGGGCAGGAACCACCGACAGGGGACAGAUUGACCACUGCUGCACCGACGCUACCCAUGCUCCCUGCUCCUGACCUCACCGCGCCAAUGCCUGCUGACACUGUGUGCAGCUGUGAGGCCUGCAACGAGAGACGGGAGAUCUCUGCCGAGUCAGAAAGGGAGUCGCAGCAGCUGCAGAACCACUGGUCGGAGGUCCGCUACCUGGUGCGUUGCAUCUACCGCCAGACAGGAACACCGCUGGCAGAUGACCAUGACCAGCCUCUGGACAGAGACAAGGAGAGCAUGAAGGAGCUGGUGGACAGACUCUGUGCAAAGGACCCCUACCAGCUGUAUCAGCGGCUUGAGCAGCAGGCCCGUGAAUAUGUCUUGGAAAUGAAGGUGCGGCUGCUGAAGCACUUAUCUGCUGGCUCCAAGGCCACAGGGCCAGUGGGGACUGUGGCUGCAGCCCAGGGCCCCCCUCAGGCCCACCAGUUUAUCUCUUUGCUGCUGGAGGAGUAUAGCGCCCUCUGCCAAGCUGCACGCACCAUCAGCAGCUUCCUACUCACCCUGGAGAAUGAGCACCUACAGAAGUUCCAGGUGACGUGGGAGCUGCACAACAAGCACCUUUUUGAGAAUCUGGUGUUCUCCGAACCCAUCUUGCACAGCAGUUUACCUGCACUAGUUGCACAGCUGAAACAUGGCACAGCUUCGCAUGAUUCCUACAGUGAGGAUAUGUACAGGACCUUGUUAGAAAGCUACCAGCAGCUGCAGCAGGAGAUGGCUGCAGUGGCUGCUGAGUGGCACGAGUGUGAGAAGAGGAUUGAUGAUUACGUGGAUGAACAGCUGCUUUUUAAGGUGGAGGGUCAGAGUCUUACCAACCAAAGAACAGAGCCACACAAGUCUUUAAUUAGUAAAAAUACUUUGAAGACUAAGCAGCGAAUGCUAAAGGAGGAUUGGGAAUUCUUUAAACAGAGAAGAUUUAUAGAAGAACAGUUACCCAGUAGUAAGAAGUCCAUCACUGGAGAUAACAACUUCACAGACACUAUGAGAAUGCUCUCCUCUCGUCUGAGUAUUCCAGACUGUCCAAACUGCAAUUAUCGUCGAAGGUGUACAUGUGAUGACUGUAGCCUUUCCCACAUCCUGACAUGUGGCAUCAUGGACUCUCCCAUUGCCGAGGACCUCCACAUCAAGCUGCCCCUACAAGGGGAACCGCCCCGGGACUACCUGGAGGAGGUGCACCCGCCCAGCCUCUCCUCUGGCAGCUCUGCGUCGGGCUCCAACUCCAGUUCCCCCAUCACCAUUCAGCAGCAUCCGCGGCUCAUUCUGCCUGAAGGGGAUGCAAACACUUUUAUUAGCGAUGAUGAUGAAGUGCCUCCACUGUCGACCAAAUUUGGAGACAUCUACCCUAUGAGUGGCUAUGAGGACCCUGGCAUUGUGGCGUCUACAGUGAAUGGUCUCCACAGUGAGCUCAAUGGAGGAGGGGAAAAUGUGGCGCUAAAGGAAGGGUCUCCUCAUGGCAUUAGCAGCAGCAGUAGUUCAUCAGAGGGUGAUGAGGAGGAGGCUGAUGGGGAGAGUGGCGGGGAGCCUCCAGGGCAGCAGGGUGAGCUCUCUUCAGGAAAGAGUAACAGUCCUCCACCAUCUUACAACCACCAACAGGUAGAACAGGUCCAGCAUGCCUGCGAGUGCCAUGUGUGCAACCAGGACCCCAGCUCCUCCACCCUGGGCCCUGCUACAUGCCUGCCCCCUAGUCGGCUCCACACCGCGCCUCCCCCUGCUGUUGGACACCAGUUCUUCACAGACAGCAAGACUCCCCCUGCCCACCCUGCCCUCCACCUCUACCCCCAUAUCCAUGGCCACCUGCCCCUGCACAACUUGUCCCACCUCCCCCGGCCCCUGUUGCAUCCUACACUCUACUCACCUAGUCCUCCUCUUGCGCACAACAAGCCUCUCCCUCCAACCCCUACAUCAAACCACUCAGUGGCCAAGCAGCCAGCCUUUAGCCCAUCAUUACCGGAGCAUGUCUACCAGAACUGCUUUGGUGGAGCAGGUGGAGCUGGUGACUGGAACAGCUCACUGCAGUGCCUCUCGCUCAAGUUUGAGAACCUGUGGGACGCUGCUGUGAUGAAGAGCUGGAACCCAUCUGUGCUCCUGCCAGAGUCCCUGCCAGGUGACAUGCUUGGACCACCUCUCCCUGAUGUACACCUCCCCCCAACCACAUCCAUUGGCCCCCACGGGGAACACCCUACAAUUCCUACCCCUCUACCCCCUUCCUCCUCCUCUUCCUCAUCGUCAUCAUCAUCGUCAUCAUCCUCCUCCUCCUCUUCGGAAGCCAAAGAGCAGAAGAAGAGUGGCGCAAAGAAGAAGUGUCUGUAUAAUUUCCAGGAUGCCUUCAUGGAGGCCAACCGAGUGGUGAUGGCCACCUCAGCCUCUACAGCUUCUGUGUCCUGCACUGCCACCACUGUCCAGUCAAGUAAUAACCCACCCAUCCACCUACCAUCUAAAAGACCCGACUCUUUAGAUGAUGUAUUUCACAAUCUAGGUAAAGAGGACCAUAGGCAAUCCACUGCAGUCGCCCCUAGAAAUAGCUCCACAGGGCUGGCCUCCCUUCCUCCACUCUCAGGCCCUGCCUUGCCCCCAGCAUCGACCGCACACCUCCCCGCAAUGGGAACACAGCCCUUUCCAAAGAUGGCCACACCAGCCCCAGGCUUUGUGGAGACCCACCAAGGUCUGUGUCUGCCCCCUGCUGAACCUCCAGCCUCCACAGCAGAGGGUCCUGUCAGUGCCCCACCCAGUGUCUGCAGUGAUCCUGACUGUGAAGGCCAUCGCUGUGAGGGGAACGGGACAUAUGAGCACCAAGCCUAUGAUGGUGAGGAAAGCCAGGAUGAGGACAGCUGCUCUGAGCACAGCUCCUCCACUUCCACCUCCACCAACCAGAAGGAAGGAAAGUACUGUGACUGCUGCUACUGCGAGUUCUUUGGCCAUGGCGGGCCCCCAGCUGCUCCUACCAGUCGUAACUAUGCAGAGAUGCGGGAGAAGCUGCGCCUGCGUCUGACCAAACGGAAGGAAGAGCAGCCCAAGCGUGAGGAGCAGCAGCCAACGCUGGAACGAGACGGAGGGGUAGAGGACCACAGGAGGGUAGAGGACCUGCUCCAGUUCAUCAACAGUGCAGACAAUAAGCCUGCCUCCAGCUCUAAGGCAGCCAAACGGGCCAGGCAUAAACAAAAGAAGAUGGAGGAGAAGGCACGUCUGGAGGCAGAGGCCCGUGAGAGGGAGGAGCAGCAGUUGCUGGAGGAGCAGCAGCGGCGGCAGCGACAGGAAGAGGAAGAGGCAGAACUCCAAAGGGAACUCCUCCGGCUGCAGGAAUUGCAGCAUCUCCGUGCUGCCAAGAAGAAAAAGAAAGAGAGAGCUAAGGAAAAUACUGCUCCCCCUCAAAACAACCCACAGCCCCUGAAACAGACGGCUCAGAACGUUCUAGAAAACCUUCAGAACGGCAAAUCGCAGCUCCUCCAAACCCUCAUCCGCCUCCCUGACCACAAGGAGCCAAAAUUUGACCCUGCACCCCGGUUCAACACACAGCACAGCCCAAAAAGCACCAGUGACAAGGUGCUUGCUACUGAAACUACCACCCUCAGCUCUCCAGCCGCCCUCCACAAUGGCACGUCUUCAGUUCAACCUGAGGUUAACAAUAAAGUUAAGGCCAAGCAGUCUGCCAAGACACCCGCUUGUGAGGCUGUUGUAAAGAAAGCUCCAGAGACGGCCAAGUGCUCAGACAUGCCAACCAAGCUAGCGAACGGCACCGCCACUACACCAGACACCAAAGCAACACGAACCAGGGCUGCAGAGGCCCUGGCCCCCCUCCCAACCACUGAACCCAGGAAGGAGGAAAGGAGUAACAACAGUGGCAGCAGCGGAAAGAGGCAGCAGCAGCAGCAGCAGCAGACCCAAACCCAAAUCAAGGAAGAGAGAAGAAGUCCACCCAUGUCCAACCCCUCCCCAUCUCCCCCUCCAGCCUCCCAAUCUGAGCAGACCCAGCAGAAUGGCAAGCCUCCCAGCGCCGAGUCCCCACAGCCCAAGGGCAAGACCAAAAAGAACAAGAAGAAGAAAGGGGACAAGAUGAACAACUCAAUAGAUGACGUGUUCCUGCCCAAAGACAUCGAUCUGGAUAGUACUGAGAUGGAUGAGACUGAGAGGGAAGUGGAAUAUUUCAAAAGGUUCUGCUUGGACUCUGCCCGGCAGACCCGUCAACGGCUUUCCAUCAACUGGUCAAACUUUAGUUUGAAGAAAGCUACGUUUGCCGCACAUUGAGGAUGUUAGCGAGUGACUGUGUCAGGACGCAAUCAGUACCCUAACAGCCAAACCCACCCCCACCCAACUGUUGUCCUCCCAUCCCCUCUCUUCUGCUGUGUCCAAAUCACACCCAUGCUGCCUUGCUUUGUUCUUGUCGCUGUGUGAUUUCACCACAAACCCAUCUGGACUGAUCCUCUUGCAGCACUAAGACAUAUGAAAUGAAAAGACACACACACACACACAAAAAAAAAAAAUCACAAAAUGCUACUUUCUAUCUGAUUAAUUUUCCUAGCGUGCUUGUGUGCUUUUAGUCUGAGUUGGGCAUUUCUCUUGACUGAAAAAGCCAGGGUCUGAAAUUAUUUUCUUAUAUUGGCUUACCUGUAGUCAAAAGAUGCUUACUAUGUUUGGAUGCCCCCCACCCCACCCACCCACCCGCCAAAAAAAAAGACACAAUGGAAACAAAAAAAAGAGAAAUGUGAUGAAUUAAAAGCUGUAAUUGAGUUAUUGUGGCUUACUAUCCCAUUGUUUCCAGUUGUCCCUUGCACGGCAUCUCAUCAACAUAAUUGACAAGGGAAUGGGCUUGGUCAGCUGGUCUCCGCUCCCCCAACAUGUUACUUCACAGAGGAGUGAGGCAUAAUACUUGACAAUGUUCUUUUUUGGUUUUUCAGUUCUGUUUAACAAACUGUUGAGUAAAAGUGUACCAGUUACAGUUUUUGUUUUCUUUCUUUUUGACCUGUAGCCAGCUUGUAUCAGAAUACUUUCAGAAUGAAAAUGAAAAAGAACAAUACUCACACUAUCAAUCUGUUAUAGAGUGUAUAUUGUAUUAACACUGAAGCCAAACUGGCUACUUUUUAACAUAUUGUUAAGUAAUAUUAAAUCUUGUCUUUCUUUUUGAAAGAUGGAAUACAGUAGUAUGGCAGGA
This is a messenger RNA of Myripristis murdjan (pinecone soldierfish), 5946 nucleotides long. It is a transcript of the gene fam193a, whose product is annotated as family with sequence similarity 193 member A. The record is from RefSeq and is a predicted model, not a curated record. Lineage: Eukaryota; Metazoa; Chordata; Actinopteri; Holocentriformes; Holocentridae. Bases 177 to 5042 code for a protein of 1621 amino acids. The transcript has 23 exons.